Messenger RNA from Gamsiella multidivaricata, 727 nucleotides. Its product is annotated as acyl carrier protein-like protein. The coding region runs from base 158 to 535 and encodes 125 amino acids. The record is from RefSeq and is a predicted model, not a curated record. The transcript is spliced from 2 exons. Gene Ontology annotation, molecular function: acyl carrier activity; acyl binding. NCBI's taxonomy places the organism in Eukaryota, Fungi, Mortierellomycota, Mortierellomycetes, Mortierellales, Mortierellaceae. Gene Ontology annotation, biological process: fatty acid biosynthetic process. Gene Ontology annotation, cellular component: mitochondrion.
UCUACGUCAUCAAUUUUUUUUUUCCUGAUCCGCAUAAGAAAAAGUAACUCAACCCCACUCCCUCCGAAGAGUGUUCACACAAACAACGCAGCACCGAAGAUUCCAUCACUCUUCUUCUUUCUUCCUUUGUCCCCCUCAUAUCCAUAGAAUACGCACCAUGUUCAGAGCUAUCCGCCCCUCUGCUGCCCUUUACCGCUCCGCGGUCCUCUACAAGGCCCCCGCUGUCGCCGCCCUUCCCCGCAGCGCCAUGGCCCUGAACUUUGCUCGCUCUUAUGCCUCGGCCGGUCUUGCCCGCUCCGACAUUGAGAAGCGUGUCUUGGAUAUCUUGUCCGGAUUCAACAAGAUCGACCAGAACAAGGUCUCUCUCCAGGCCAACUUCAACAACGAUUUGAAGCUGGACUCUUUGGACACUGUCGAGGUCGUCAUGGCCAUCGAGGAGGAGUUCUCGAUCGAGAUCCCCGAUAAGGAUGCUGAUGAGAUCAAGUCUGCUGCCCAGGCUGUCGACUACAUUUCCAAGCGCGAUGAUGCCCACUAAAUUGCACAUACAUCCUUUCAUUUUCUGUCUCUCUCUCUCGACUCUUUUCUCUCCCUUUCGCCUUACACUUUUGCCCAUCGAUAGUACCAUAUUGUCCUUUUUCUCUCCUUGUGCAAAAAACUUGAAAUAUACUACAACACAAAGUGCUUAAGAUCGUUCAAUCGUUUUGAUAUGGUGAAAGGACAUUGGAAG